UAGCACAGAGCAGUGCAAGGCUGGCCGGAGCAGUCACUUUCAGCUGGAUCGUUCACUGAGACACACAGAGCUCACAUUAACUCUACAGUAGAACGGACCUCACAGCUGGACUUUUAUGAAUACCGGUAAGCAGCAGAAGCCAGUGCUUACAGGCCAACGGUUUAAGACCAGGAAAAGGGAUGAAAAGGAGAAGUUUGAGCCCACAGUUUUCCGAGACACAAUUGUUCAGGGCCUCAACGAAGCUGGGGGGGAUCUCGAUGCUGUAGCCAAAUUUCUGGAUGUCACAGGGUCAAAAUUGGACUACCGUCGCUAUGCUGACACCCUGUUUGACACCCUCAUUGCCGGAAGCAUGCUUGCUCCUGGAGGGACUCGCAUGGAUGAAGGGGACAGGACCAAGGUGACGGAUCACUGUGUGUUUACCGCAGAGGAAAAUCAAACUGCCCUUCGCGGUUAUGCUCAGGUUUUCAAUAAACUUAUCAGGAGAUACAAAUAUCUAGAGAAGGCGUUUGAGGAGGAAAUCAAAAAGUUGCUCCUCUUCCUGAAGGCCUUCAGUGAGUCUGAGCAGACCAAACUGGCCAUGCUGACUGGUAUCCUGCUGGCAAACAACAGUCUGCCACCUCAGAUUCUAACCAGCCUUUUCAGUGACAAUAUAGUAAAGGAAGGCAUUGCCGCCUCCUUUGCAGUGAAGUUGUUCAAGGCUUGGAUAGCUGAGAGAGAUGCCAAUGCAGUGACUUCAGCCCUGCGAAAGGCCAGUUUGGAUAAGAGACUCCUGGAACUCUUCCCUGCGAACAAGCAGAAUGUGGAGCACUUCUCUAAGUACUUUAAUGAGGCCAGCCUGAAGGAGCUGUCAGACUUCCUGAGGGUACAGCAGUCUUUGGGCACCCGUAAGGAGCUGCAGAAAGAAUUGCAGGAGCGUCUGUCUCAGGAAUGCCCAAUCAGAGAGAUUGCAGUGUAUGUGAAGGAGGAGAUGAAAAAGAAUGAUCUGCAGGAGCAUGCUGUGAUUGGCUUACUGUGGUCCUGCCUGAUGAAUGCUGUGGAGUGGAAUAAGAAGGAAGAGCUGGUUACUGACCAAGCUCUCAAACACCUGAAGCACUACGCUCCCCUGCUGGCCAUGUUUAGUACUCAGGGCCAAUCAGAACUGGUCUUGCUACUCAAGAUUCAGGAGUACUGUUACGACAACAUCCACUUUAUGAAAUCCUUCUCCAAGAUAGUGGUGCUGUUCUACAAAGCCGAUGUCCUUAGUGAGGAAGCCAUUUUGAAGUGGUACAAAGAUGCCCAUGCUGCCAAAGGGAAAAGCGUCUUUCUGGAGCAGAUGAAGAAGUUUGUGGAGUGGCUUCAGAAUGCUGAGGAAGAGUCUGAGUCUGAGAAGGAGGAGGAUUAGCAGCCGGGGUUCUGAAGAUCUACUCUUCACAGUCUACUCUUUGUGGCCAGCCUGUUAGUGCACUGUAGUCUCCGUGUCAUUGCGUAUUGCCUAGUAAGAGGUGUCCUUAGACACUCAAGCACAACUCAAGAAAAAGCCAUGGACCUCUGGGCUCUACGUCAAGAGUACAGGAGACGUCACAUAGACAGCCUUUUAAUAACAAACAACACACAGGCACACACACUUUUUACCAAUGCUGUUCAGGUACUGUGUGAAAGAUGUCAGCUUCUGCAGUAGAUUAUCAUUUUGACAAAGUCACUUGUGUAUGUAUGUGAUUGCUUUUUAUUAAUAAAAAAGGUGUUUUA
Molecule: messenger RNA, 1725 nt
Organism: Astyanax mexicanus (Mexican tetra)
Lineage: Eukaryota; Metazoa; Chordata; Actinopteri; Characiformes; Acestrorhamphidae
Gene: bzw2
Product: basic leucine zipper and W2 domains 2
Exons: 12
Coding region: 116-1381 (421 amino acids)
Cellular component (GO): membrane; cytoplasm
Molecular function (GO): protein binding
Source: RefSeq, a predicted model, not a curated record